Molecule: messenger RNA, 1805 nt
Organism: Cuscuta epithymum
Lineage: Eukaryota; Viridiplantae; Streptophyta; Magnoliopsida; Solanales; Convolvulaceae
Source: the annotation of a GenBank genome assembly
UGGACUCUGAUGGUGCCGCUGCUCCCCCGGUAGAGAAGAGGGUUUCUAAUAAUGGGAAUUCCACGAAGGCUAAUGCGAAGGAGAGAUGGUCACGAGACCGGGAAAGUUAUUUGACCGACGACGACGAUGCCCUUCCUCUUCCCAUGACUUACCCAAAGUCAUCCCCCGUAUCUGCAGAGGAAAUCGAUCGGCGUCUUCGAUGCGACCCUAAAGCUGAGGAGUGCAAAGAUGUGGUUUACGAAUGGACAGGAAAGUGUAGGAGCUGUCAAGGCUCAGGGUUUGUCAGUUACUAUACGAAAAGAGGGAAGGAAACCGUCUGCAAAUGCAUACCAUGCAUGGGAAUUGGCUAUGUGCAUAAGAUAACAUCACGGAAGGAUAUUGAUGUCAUGGAGGAUUUGGAUAAGUGAUAGGCAUGCUGAUUCUUGACGGCAGUGUAUACUCGUACGUUUCCUUAUUUUGUAACCCAUGCAUUGAUGAUUACCCCAAUUCUUAUUCAAGAAUAUGUUCUUUGCUUACUAUAUAUUACUUCCUCCGUCUCAAUUCUUCAUCCCAGAAAGGAGUUUGGUUUCAAAAGUAAUUUUUCAUUUUAAAUUAAAAGAUGUGUAAAAUCAAGCAGCAAGCAGUUUUUAGUCAAUUACCCCAAACAAUUUCUGAAAUAGUUUUUAGGAGGAUAAAAGCGUGUACUUCACUAAAAAUCAAAAAAGUGUACCGUUUACUCAAACUGUCAAACAUGACUCUUUUUUGGGAGUCAGGAGGUAGUUCUAUUUGCAGAGCAACCAUGUUAUUCUCUUUUAGUCGUGAGUACUUAUAUUUACGACUCCCGCUGUAAUUGCAUUUUUUGGUUAAAGGCAUCUGCUUUACUUGCAACAUCAGGAAGUCUUGAAUGUCUCUGUUUAAGGUGGCUGAAUGUUUGAUAUGAAUGCAGUUUAAACAUUGUUAUGGUUCUCGAAACAAAAACAGCCAUAGCAAUGUCAUGCUAUCUAAAUAUCCAGUAUUAUCUCUCAAAAUGCAAGUUACCAAGGAGGAAGGCGUCAGUGCCUUCCAUUAGUAGGCAAAGUUCCAUCUCUUGCCCUGCCUACAUGCCCAAAACAGAUGAAAUGAAAAAAGUGUUUGACCGAUUUGACUUCGACAGAGAUGGAAAGAUCUCACCGAAUGAUUACAAGGCCGUGCUGAGAUGUAUGGGAAACAGUGGCUUGUCGGUCAUGAGGGAGGUUGGCAUGAUAUUUGAGGUUGCGGAUUUGAACGGCGAUGGAUACAUAGAUUUUGAGGAGUUUGUAGAAAUGCAGAGAGAUGGUGGAAUCAGAAGCGUGGAUUUGCAGUCUGCCUUCCGAGUGUUUGAUAGGGACGGUGAUGGGAAGAUUUGCGCUGAAGAUCUGUUCGAGGUGCUGCGGAGGCUCGGAGAAGGGUGUAGUCUGCUGGAUUGCCAGAAAAUGGUGAGAGCUGUGGAUGGUAAUGGGGAUGGUGUGGUUGACAUUGACGAGUUCAUCACCAUGAUGACUAGCACCAUGAGGUCCAUGACCAUAACACGAUGAAACAUUGAAACCACAUUCAGUCAGACAAAUGUUAGCACGUUUAACACUGUUUCUAAUUUUUAUGAUUCGCUUAACACUGUUUCUAAAAUUUAAUGCAUGCAAAUAUGUAAUCAUUUAAUUAUCCAUUUUCAUUUGAAAUAAUGUUAUGUUUUUUUUUACCGCAUUUUGUAUGUCCUGUGUACUACUCACGGACAUUAUUCGAUUAAGUAGAACAUUUCCCAAGUUGGUGUGUUUAGUUCAUAUGGUCAUAUUAAAGAAUUUUUAUUCACGUCA